AUUUGUCAAUUUCCAAAAAAUGAAACGGUGCUUCGGUUGGUGCUCCGCCGGCGCCGGGGCCGAGGCCGGCGCCGGGGCCAGCGCCAGCGCCAGCAGAGAAGGAGGAGGUGGCAGUGUGGAAAGCAGAGAUGGGCUUCUUUGGCAUACGGACCUCAAGCCGCACUCCUCCGGCGACUUCUCCAUUGCCGUCGUCCAGGCCAACGACUCGCUCGAGGACCAGGGGCAGGUGCUUGCCUCAUCCUCCGCCACCUACUUCGGCGUCUUCGACGGCCACGGCGGCCCGGAGGCCUCUCGCUUCGUCAACGCCCGCCUCUUCUCCCACCUCCACGAGUUCGCGUCGGAGCAAGGAGGCCUCUCCGUGGAGGUGAUACGCAAGGCGUUCACCGCCACCGAGGAAGAGUUCCUGCAACUGGUUAAGCAGUCGUGGCGUUCCCGCCCAAAGAUCGCGUCCGCCGGGUCGUGCUGCCUCGUCGGAGCCAUCGCCGACAACGUGCUCUACGUGGCGAACCUGGGCGACUCGAGGGCGGUGCUCGGCCGGCGGGGAGCCGACGGAGGGGCGGUGGUGGCGGAGCGGCUGUCCAGGGACCACAAUGUCGGGGAGGAGGAGGUGAGGAGGGAGCUGACGGAGCUCCACCCCGACGACUCCCGCAUCGUCACCUACAACAGAGGCGCCUGGCGAAUCAAAGGGAUCAUCCAGGUGUCAAGAUCCAUCGGGGACGUGUACCUGAAGAAGCCGGAACUCUCCGGCGACGCUCUGUAUCAGAAGCUUGCCGCUCCGGUCCCCUUGACACGGCCCGUGGUGACGGCGGAGCCGUCAAUCAGGAUACGCAACAUCAAGCAGAACGACCUAUUCCUGAUAUUCGCAUCGGACGGCCUCUGGGAACAUCUGAGCGACGAAGCUGCCGUAGAUAUCGUCUCCAACAACCCCCGAUCGGGGAUAGCGAAGAGACUUGUACAAGCUGCCGUCGCCGAAGCAGCGAAGAAGAGGGAGAUGAGAUACGACGACAUCAAACACGUGGAGAAGGGGAUCAGGCGGCUGGUCCAUGACGACAUAACGGUCAUAGUCAUCUACCUCAGCCACGGCGGCAGCGACGACGGCGAAGAAGGAGAAGGUUCCAAGUUCGAGGGAGGCAAUGUCGACUGCACUAAUGCACCGGUGGACGUCUUCUCGCUCCAUGCUGCAUAAUUCAGGCAACCUUAGCAUAUUUGAAAUCGUGUUUAUGCUAUCAAAUAAGAAAGAACUGGGAUGAAGAAUAAAUUUCUAAAAAACUUAUUGUUGCAAAAAUAAGUUUAAAAAUGUUUAGAAUUAUAAUUCUUAAAUCAUAAAGCAUGCUUAUUUGUCUA
Zingiber officinale is the source of this 1344-nucleotide messenger RNA. Its product is annotated as probable protein phosphatase 2C 78. The transcript is spliced from 4 exons. Gene Ontology annotation, biological process: protein dephosphorylation. The record is from RefSeq and is a predicted model, not a curated record. The coding region runs from base 20 to 1186 and encodes 388 amino acids. NCBI's taxonomy places the organism in Eukaryota, Viridiplantae, Streptophyta, Magnoliopsida, Zingiberales, Zingiberaceae. Gene Ontology annotation, molecular function: protein serine/threonine phosphatase activity; cation binding.